This is a messenger RNA of Lactuca saligna, 471 nucleotides long. The record is from the annotation of a GenBank genome assembly. Lineage: Eukaryota; Viridiplantae; Streptophyta; Magnoliopsida; Asterales; Asteraceae.
AUGAGUUUGUCGUUGUGUGAUAAGGAGAAUCAAAUUCUGGAAGAAUGGAAAGGACAGUAUAUUGGUGAUAAGUUCAAUGGUGAAGAGUAUUUAAGAAGAAUUCAGGCUACGACAGAAGAUAGUUUGAUAUUUAGGAUUAUUUUUCUGACCCUUUUCAUUAACAACUUCAAAGAAUCAAUGUUGAUGGGGACGAAUCAAAUCAAAGUGGUAAGGAAGUUUGUGUUGGUAGAUGACUUUUCAAAGUUAAACUUGUGUAAAUAUAUGCUUGACUGUUUUCGAUCAAGGAAGAAACUAUGGAAAAGGGAUGAAAAAUCAAGCUACUAUAGUGGUCCUAUUACACUCCUGAUAAUCAAUUUGGGAGGGUUCGGGAGGCAAUUUUGGGAUGACCAUGAGGAUGUUGAUAUGAAGGAUGAAACAGGAGGUGAAGAGGAACAAUUGGUCAGUUUUAAGAGGGAUUUUAGAGAUGAGGAG